Molecule: messenger RNA, 4355 nt
Organism: Papaver somniferum (opium poppy)
Lineage: Eukaryota; Viridiplantae; Streptophyta; Magnoliopsida; Ranunculales; Papaveraceae
Product: disease resistance protein RGA2-like
Exons: 2
Coding region: 156-3812 (1218 amino acids)
Biological process (GO): defense response to other organism
Molecular function (GO): ADP binding
Source: RefSeq, a predicted model, not a curated record
UGAGUGGAGGAGAGUGGACAGAGUAGCCAUCGAAGACUCAUUUUAUUCCACAUUCAUAGUUCUGCUCUCCACACUUUCAAAUUUCUCUCAAGAAACACUAUCAUCUUCAUUCAUUUCUUCUUCAUUGUUUUUCCAUCUGCUUGAAAUUUCUCAUAAUGGCCGCGGAAGGAAUUCUUGUUAACGGGGUCACUGAAAUCAUUAACAAGGUACUACCUGUUAUUGCUCAACAGAUUUCUUCGUCAUGGGGUGUCAAAGACGACUUGAGAAAGCUCAAGGAAACCUUAGAGUCAAUUCAAGCUCUAAUGUCUGAUGCCGAGAGGAGGCAGGUGAAUGAUGAGGCUGUGAGACUUUGGUUGAGAAGGCUGAAAGAUGUUGUUUAUGAUGCAGACGACGUUAUGGAUGAGUUCAUUUACGAAACCAUGCGUUCUAAUAAGCACAGGGUACAAGCUCUUGUUUCAUCCUCCAACCCACUUUUUUUUCGUUUCAAGAUGGCCCGUAAUAUUCGAGCCAUCAAUCAAAAGUUGGAUGAAAUUCACAAAAACAGUGAAAGGUUUCGCUUCCAAAAUACCGGAAGUGCACAAGAAAAUCAGAAUAAGGAGCUUAUAAAAAAACGCAACCGGUUGACUACAUCGGAUGUAGAUGAUUCGUUACUUCUAGGAAGGGAAGGUGCAAAAUCAUACAUAAUUUACUUAUUGAUCGAGAAGCCGUCGCCAUCUGUGCCGUCAUCAUCAUUGGAGAUUUCUACCCAACAGCACAACGUAUCCACUUUAUCUAUUGUGGGUAUGGGGGGUCUGGGUAAGACUACAGUAGCUCAAAUGGUCUAUAAAGAUGACUCCAUGGUGAGAAACUUUGAGCCAAGAGCGUGGGUUUGUGUCUCUGAUCCUUUUGACAUCUUUAAGAUUUUAAGAGAUAUCAUCGAGUCCAUCACUGGACGAAAAUGUGAGGAUCCAUCCAAUGUCGACGUAUUGGCAAAACAAGUCAAGGAAAAUUUGCUUGGUAAGAAAUAUUUUCUAGUGCUCGACGACGUGUGGAAUGAGGAUGUCGGAGAUUGGGAUAAACUGAAAAGUUAUCUUGUUUGUGGCGGCUUGGGCAGCAAAAUAUUAGUCACUACACGAAGCCAGAAUGUUGCAUCCGCUGCUGGGGGUACAUAUUACUCUUUGAACAAAUUACCGGAUGAUGUUUGUUGGUCCAUUAUCAAGAAGAAAGUAUUGUCCCAAGGUGGAGCAGUGCUGACAAAGAAAAUGACAGAUAUUGGAACUGAGAUAGCAAGGAAAUGUGAUGGCUUACCCCUUGUGGCGAAUUCACUUGGAAGUUUAUUGGGUUCAAGAAGAGAUGAAAGCUAUUGGCAGUCAAUCGUAGACGACAUCGCUGAUCGUAUGCGAGGUACAACUGAACAUGAAAAAGUCAUUUCAAUAUUAAAACUGAGCUAUGAUAAUUUAUCGCCUCCUCUGAAACAAUGUUUUUCAUACUGCUGUAUUUUCCCGAAAGACUGGGAAAUAGAAAGAGAAAUGUUAAUUCGAUUAUGGAUGGCAGAAGGAUUCCUUUUGUCAUCAAGUGGAGGAGAAAGUAUAUCUCUUGAAGAUAUUGGUAAUGAAUAUUUUGAGUAUUUGGUGUGGAGUUCGUUCUUCCAGGAUGUGCAGAAGGAUCAAGAGUCGGGUGACAUUUGGGGAUGUAAGAUGCAUGAUUUGGUGCAUGAUCUUGCAACGAGUGUUCUAGAUCGUAAUGAAUUUAGAAUUGCCAAGGUAAGAGAUGACAAGGAAGAUGUUUCAGAAGUUCGACGCUUACAACUGCUAAUUGAUGGACAGAGUUUGGCAUCUCCUACAGUAUUAUCAAAUGCUGUGAAACUGCGUACAAUUGUUGCUCUUGAACCAAAGAAUAUUCCGUAUACCAAUUCUUUCUUUCAAUGUAGGCGUUUACGCGUACUAUGUCCUCUCGGUGGCUGGGAUAGGGAAACAUGCUCACUCUCGUCUAGCAGUAUGUCUUGCAAGCUAUGUUCUGCUUCUUCAAUUUCUAAGCUGAAGCAUCUGAGGUACCUUGACCUCUCACACAUGUAUUUAUCUCCUGAGGUAUCUUUAAAUCAUUCUUACAAUCUGCAAAUACUCAUACUUCGUGGAUGCAAAAACGUUCCUAGCUGUCUUCUAAAUAAGAUUGGAUCUUUGAAGAGUUUGAGGCAUCUUGAUAUCUCGAGGUCGGAUAUUAAAUCCAUAUCAGAAAACAUUGGGUCCUUGGAACAUCUGAGUUUCCUUGAUCUUUCAGGUACAAAAAUAUCAAAGUUACCGGAUUCAAUUAUUUGUAUCAGCAAUCUAAGAACGUUGAAGUUCAGUGGUUGUGAGAAUUUAGAUGGCUUACCUAGAGAGCUGGGAGCACUGACACGAUUGAGGUGUCUUGAUUUGCGUGGUACUUCCAUCCAAGAAUUGCCUGAAUCAUGCAUUAGCAACCUCUGCAAUUUGGAGAUAGUCAAACUAGGAUGGAAGUGUGAACUUCCAAAGGAAAUUAAGAAUUGGCCGAAAUUGAGAAUUUUUGCUCACCCUGGAAAAGAUGAUGUAAUGCCUAGAGGUAUAGAAAGGCUCACUUGCCUUGAAACAUUGAAUUACAAUGCUAGAAAUGAAAAUGAGAUCUGUGAAAGUCCCAGUAAUAAGAGUUACGGAGGCAUUGAAGAGUUAGCAGGCUUAAACUCCCUUCGGGUGUUAGAGAUCAGAAAACUUGAAAAUGUGAGAGGUGGAAUAGAAGAUGGAGAAACAGCAAAGUUAAAGGACAAGCAACAUCUUCGAGAAUUACAUCUGGAAUGGGGUUCCACAGGUGGUGAUGAUGACCAAGUACGGAGUAGUAGAAGUGUAAAAGAUACUGCGGUGUUGGAGGGUCUCCAGCCUCACUCAAAUUUGAAGCAUUUGCAUAUAUAUAGAUUCUCAGGUUUAAACCUUCCAAAGUGGAUGAUGGGGUGUUCAUUAUCUAACUUCCUUCCGAAUUUGGUGAAAAUAAUUAUGAGAGAUAUCAAUAAUUGUGAGCAGCUUCCAGCUCUGGGCAUGCUCCAAUUUCUUAGGUAUCUUGGGAUCUUCAGAAUGAAAUCAAUCAAGUGUCUGGGUGAAGAAUUCUAUUAUCAACAAGAAAACAGAGAAGAAGAAGAAAGCAGUAGUAGUGAUACUGCAAAGAGAUCCUCAUUAUUCCCUUCCUUAGUUGAUUUGAGUAUCGAAUUGGAAAACUUAGAAGAAUGGGUUGCUCCUCCUCUUUCUUCUUCUUCUUGUUUUCCUUCUCUUGAGACGAUGGAAAUCACAAACUGUAAACGAUUGAAAAUCAUACCACCAUUGGGCGCACUACUCCAACGCGGUACUCCGAAUCUUCGGUCCCUUGAAAUUACGGAUUGCUCAAAUUUUCAAGGUUUUCGUGAUGAUGGUGAUAAUCCAAACAACAACGACAAGAGUUCUAUUCGUUCACUGUGUCUACAAAAUUGUCCUGCUUUAACAUCUCUACCGGAUUUGCAAUUAUGUACUUCUAUUCGUUCACUGUGGUUAGAAGAUUGUCAUGCUUUAACAUCUCUACCGGAUUUGCAAUUAUGUACUUCUAUUCUUUCACUCUGUCUACAAGAUUGUCCUGCUUUAACAUCUCUACCGGAUUUACGAUUAUGUACUUCUCUCCGGAAAUUAACAAUCUGGAAAUGCGACAAACUGAAGAAUAAGGAGUCAAUACCCUAUGAUCUUAAGAAGUCCCUCACGUUUCUUGAUGUACUCCAAGUUGAUUUCAUCCAAAGAGACGAGGGUGUUCCGGAUGUCUCUUUUCCAUUUGAGUUAACUAAUUUGAUGGAGAAGAAGAAGUAGAAUUACCAACAGGUUGGUUGGAUCGAUGGCGAGGAAUCAACAAGCAAUCAGGCAUGCUUCUUAAUUUUGCUCUUGAAAUUCUGCAAGCAGUGGGUAUUGUAUUACCAAGUAAGGAUUUUCAAGCACAAGAAAUAGCCUGACAAAAUUGCUAAUUUGUAUCUAUUUUGUUCUCAGGUGCAUCAUAAUGUUUAUGGACUUGGAUCUGAUGGAACGAACAGAUUCAAAGAAAAUUGGUGCUGGAAAUGCAACAUUGUAAAGUGUCUAAAUCUGAAAAUGGAACUCUGUUUGGAGCAAAGAUUACUGAUGGAGGCUCCGGUGGCUCUGUUUGCGUACUCGGAAAGAAUCUUGUCUACGUGGCAGCGAACAGAUUCUAGAGGUAAAACCUCACUUGAGGAAAAAUAAAAUAAAGAUUAGGAUAAGUUUAUCGUGCUUAAGUUAAGACAUGGGCUACAAAUAAGUUAUAAGUUGUAACCCUUCAUUUGAUGUAAUAGAACGCAAAGAAUAAGGCCAGGGUGUAGUAAAUUUUUAUCUUUUACCAACAAA